Trichechus manatus latirostris (Florida manatee) is the source of this 1159-nucleotide messenger RNA. It is a transcript of the gene CWC15, whose product is annotated as CWC15 spliceosome associated protein homolog. Gene Ontology annotation, molecular function: RNA binding. NCBI's taxonomy places the organism in Eukaryota, Metazoa, Chordata, Mammalia, Sirenia, Trichechidae. Gene Ontology annotation, cellular component: catalytic step 2 spliceosome. The transcript is spliced from 5 exons. The record is from RefSeq and is a predicted model, not a curated record. Gene Ontology annotation, biological process: mRNA cis splicing, via spliceosome. The coding region runs from base 250 to 747 and encodes 165 amino acids.
ACACCAACUCAGAUCCUCAUUGCAGAAUUUUUUUGUCCUAACAAGAGCUGCCUGAGUAGCUAUACUGCUUGUAUACUCUGAGCCUCAUAAUUCAUUAAGAACGUUUGUGAGAUUAUUUAAGUAAGUAACUUACUGGGGAAUGAGUGUGGGAAGUUAUUUCACAAGGAUGAGUAUUGACUAAUGCUUUAUAAAGUGACAGUUUAUCAGAUUGGAAAUAACUGAAUACCAUUUUUCUUCAAAGCAUAUAAGAUGACAACAGCAGCCAGGCCAACUUUUGAACCUGCUAGAGGUGGAAGAGGAAAAGGAGAAGGUGAUUUGAGCCAGCUCUCAAAGCAGUAUUCAAGCAGAGAUCUACCGUCUCAUACAAAGAUAAAAUAUAGGAAAGAGGAGGAUGAAGAUGAGGAUUUUGAAGAGGAGAGUGAUGAUGAUGAUACUGCAGCCCUUCUUGCAGAACUAGAAAAAAUUAAAAAAGAAAGAGCUGAAGAGCAGGCCAGGAAGGAACAAGAACAAAAAGCCGAAGAAGAGAGGAUCCGUAUGGAAAACAUUCUGAGUGGAAACCCACUCCUGAAUCUCACUGGCCCAUCCCAGCCUCAGGCCAACUUCAAAGUUAAAAGAAGGUGGGAUGAUGAUGUUGUCUUCAAGAACUGUGCAAAAGGUGUAGAUGAUCAGAAGAAAGACAAAAGAUUUGUAAAUGAUACGCUGCGAUCUGAAUUUCACAAAAAGUUCAUGGAGAAAUAUAUUAAGUAGUACAGUUUUAUGUGCUUAAUUAUUAAAAGACUGUAAAGUGUAAAGGAUUGUUCUGGCUUUAUUUUGGUUAGCACUCUCCCCCUUUUCUAAUUGUGUAUGGGCUUCCCUAAUUUUAAGUUUCAAAAUAUCUUUUCAUGAUCUCUUAUUUGAUAAUGGACUUGGAAAUUAUUCUUUGAAUGUUCCAGUCAUAUGUUUUCUUUUUAAUAUGGGAAAAGGAAACUUGACUUUUAAUAAAUAUUUUAAUAGUCUAAAUAUCAAAUCUGUGUCCCUAACUUUUUGUUGUAAUUUAUGCAGCUUAUAAAAAGUUGCAUAUAUUCUUAGAGAAGAAAAAUUAGUUACUGUGUAUUAUGGUCCUUUGUGCAUUAACUUUUUCCCCUCAUUUUCUCUAACACUGAUUUAAGGUCAGUUAAUU